UAUGAAAAAUAAAGUCUUAUCCGCACAAAAUUUGUAUUGUCUCGCCUCUCCCAUUCAGAAAUGAAUCUUCCCCAUCUUCAUCCAAUCCCACAUUGCUCAUUCAAUGUCUCCUAUUCUUCUUUACCCCCAUCUUCACAGUCCUUGAGGAAGAACAUUACUUCUUUCACAAUCUCAGCAACUUCAAGACCAAUUGUGUCCAGACAAAUCCCAGCACGAGACAGAAUCAUAGAUUUCGGUAAACACAAAGGUAAAAUGCUUGGAACACUUCCAUCCAAAUACCUUAAAUGGGUGACAAAGAAUCUCCGUGCACGUGACUUUGAAGAGUGGGCCCAACUUGCUGACCAAGUGUUAUCUGACCCUAUUUAUAACGACAGAAUUGAAUGGGAAUUUGCACAAAAUCUCCUCAACGGUGACGUGUCACCAGGAACAAAGAAUAAUGCGGUUUCUGAGUUGUUGGAAAUUAGUACAAGAUUUGGUUGGGAUAAUGAAGAUAAGUUGGGUUGGAGUAAAAUUGAUUUUGAAUUGCUUGGAACAUCAAAGGGUGGUCGAAUACCAAGGCUAAUAAUGGAUUCGCACAAUAAGAAGAGUACGGGUCCAAUUGCAUUCGAUACAAAAGAAGAAAGUGAAAAAGAUAAUAGGGAGAGGAGAAGGGAAAGGGUAAGGUUACAGAGGAGAAAGAGUGAUCCAAAUGUCACAGAUAGAAGAGGAAAUGUUGAUAAUUAUAAUGUCAAGAAAGAGCAAUUUGUAACGGAAAGUGGCAAUCGUUUUCCAGGUCGUGAAGCAUUGUUGAAGAAAGCUUUGUCUCUUGGUAGCAGGAAAUCGUUUUAG
Molecule: messenger RNA, 828 nt
Organism: Lycium ferocissimum
Lineage: Eukaryota; Viridiplantae; Streptophyta; Magnoliopsida; Solanales; Solanaceae
Exons: 1
Coding region: 61-828 (255 amino acids)
Cellular component (GO): plastid
Source: RefSeq, a predicted model, not a curated record